Messenger RNA from Closterium sp. Naga37s-1, 993 nucleotides. NCBI's taxonomy places the organism in Eukaryota, Viridiplantae, Streptophyta, Zygnematophyceae, Desmidiales, Closteriaceae. The record is from the annotation of a GenBank genome assembly.
AUGUAUUCAGCCAGAGGCGAUGGGAAUGACGAUGCUGAUGCUGAUAGUGGUGGUGCUGGUGAUGGUGCUGGUGCUGGUGCUGGUGCUGGUGCUGGUGCUGGUGCUGGUGCUGGUGAUGGUGAUGGUGAUGGUGAUGGUGCUGGUGCUGGUGAUGGUGCUGGUGCUGGUGCUGGUGCUGGUGCUGGUGCUGGUGCUGGUGCUGGUGCUGAUGCUGUUGGCGCUCUGGCCGGGUCGGGUACAGGUGAGGAGGAUUGGAAGGAGGCAAGGAUGCCCGAUACGAGAGGGGACUCUGAGAUCACUUCAGCGGAUGAGCGGUGGAACUGCUCUGAUACCAUGGAUGGAGCUGAAGAUUGGCAGGAGGAUAGUAACGGGGAUGACAGUAAAGCGGAUGCUACUAACGCGGAUUGUGAUAAGGGGGAUGGUGGCAAAGCGAAAGGCAGUAAAGCGGAUAGCAAGAUGGAGGUGGCGAUUAAAGUGCUUCACGAAGAGAGCGUUCAAGGAAUGACGGAGUGGAUGGCCGAGCUUCUGCUGCUGGGAAGGCUGAAACACCCCAACUUGGUGAAUCUGAUCGGAUACUGUUCCCAGAAGAACCAGGCGAUGCUGGUGUAUGCACUGAUGCCGCAUGGGGGGCUGGAUACGUGGUUACUGCAAGACUCGCCCCGCCCUGUGCUGACGUGGCAGCAGAGAAUACAGAUCGCUGUGGGGGCAGCACAGGGCCUGGCGUACCUGCACGGUUCAAACAUCAUUCACCGAGAUCUCAAGUCGUGCAAUAUCCUCUUAGACCAGCACAUGCGCGCCAGGUUGACAGACUUUGGAAUGGCGAGGGCGGGCCCAGAGGAGGGGAAGACGCAUGUUUCCACUCAAAUAAAGGGGACUUUGGGGUAUUUAGACCCCGAAUACAUGGACACUGGCCACCUGGCUCCCACCAGCCACCUCGCCCCCACCAGUGACGCCACCUCGCUCCCACCAGUGAUGUUUAUUCCUUUGAAAUAA